This is a messenger RNA of Saprolegnia diclina VS20, 1984 nucleotides long. RefSeq lists its product as hypothetical. The transcript is spliced from 4 exons. The record is from RefSeq and is a predicted model, not a curated record. Bases 33 to 1853 code for a protein of 606 amino acids. Lineage: Eukaryota; Oomycota; Saprolegniomycetes; Saprolegniales; Saprolegniaceae.
GCAACUUCAAAUCAUUUUGAGCGACGACCGCCAUGCGCCUCACUGCGACGCUCCUGAGCCUCGGCGCUGCAGUUCACGCCGUCAAGGUCUCGUCCGGCUGGCUGCCGUGCCCGCUUCGUACUGGCGCGUCGCUAACUCCCGACACCAACUACCACGUCGGCAACACGCGCUGCGCGACGCUCGAUGUGCCUCUGUGCUACGACGGCGUCUGCACAAGCGACAAGACCAUCUCGGUGUUUGUCAAGCACUACAAGGCGACCAAGCCGCCGGCGCAUGGCUCGGCCCGCCAAGCACUCUGGUUUCUCCAGGGCGGCCCUGGCGCGUCCUCCAUCGUGAUGGAAUCGUACGAGGCCUUCGCCGCCUUGUACUUCAACGGCACGGUGGACGUCUACACGAUGGACCAUCGCGGCACGGGCAAGAGCACGUACCUUGAGUGCGCCACCACCGAGGCCGCCGCCGUCGGUAGCCCCGGUGGUCAGACGAUUGAUCCGUCCGAGAUGGCCGCUUGCAUCGAGAACGUACGUCAGAUCUACGGCAAUGACACGGCCGCAGGCUGGUCGUCGACGAGCGCCGCCAAGGACGUCGCCAGUGCCAUUGAAGUACUCACGCCUGACGCCGAGACGUACGUUUACGGUGUGAGCUACGGCACGCUCUGGGUGCGCCGCUUGAUGCAACUCUCGCCGCCGACCGUCAAGGGCUACAUAUUGGACGGCAUUGCAGGUCCCUUCUCAUCGUGGAACCGGGAUACGCUGACUGCAGUCGAUCGCUUUUGGGAGCUGUGCGGUCAGGACAAGGUGUGCGCUAGCAAGCUUGGAAGUAACCCCAAGGCGACUGUCGAAGCGCUCUACGCAGCGCUCGACGACGGGACAAACUCUUGCGCUGAGCUCUUUGGGGCGUCGCCGACCCCGCCGUCGUGGACCGUACGUCAGCUGCUCCGGGCGCUUUUGCAAGCCGGCGUCGGCCAGCAAGAACUGAUUCCGGCGCUCGUUUACCGCUUCCAGCGGUGCUCUUCGCACGACGUUCAGUGGUUUGCGGUCAUGCUGGGUGGCGGCGAGGGUGCCGGCCCGAUUCCUGCAGAGAGCGCCAACAUGGUCGACCACGACGAGUCGGAGCUCUUGCACGACCUCGUGUCCAGCGCCGAGCUCUGGGAGACGCCGAGUCGCUCGGAGCUCCAAGCCGAGUUCCUCCACAGCACGAUGGCGUUCGACCUUUCGCUGAUGGAAGACAAGUACUGCGUCAUCACGGGCGCCACCGACCCUGCGUGUACCCAUGUUGCGCGGCCCAAUACGACGUACACGUACACGCGCGACAAGUUUGCAAAGUUGAAGCCGACGCCGACGACGAACGCGUCAGUCAUUCUCUUCUCGGGGCUCUUGGACGUGCAGACGCCGCAUAUGCACGCGACCGCGCUCUAUGACGCGCUGGCGCUGAGCAAUGCAACUAAAAAAGCGCUCUUCACGUUUCCGUACUCGGGGCACGGCGCCUUGACGCGGUCGAUGACACCGACAGACCCGUCGUGCGCGAUGCGCUUGCUCCGCGACUUUGUGUUGCAGCGCGGCGACGUGAGCAAGAUCGAACGCAGCUGCCUGAACGACCUCGUGCCCACCACGUUUGUCCUGAACGCCAUGGACAUUUACGAAGGCAAAGCGCCGGAAGACGAAGCGACGACACGCGAAGUCAUCCCUGUCUACACUGUCGUCCGCGUCGUCGAGGUGCUCUUGGCGGGCAGCGGCCUCAUCAUCAUCGCGCUCGUCGUUGCGAUCGUCGUGCUUGCACUCAAGCUCCGCCGCGCCAGAAAAGCCCGCAACGGUGCUCUCUCGGAGGAGGCCCACCUCCUUUCCCACGGUCCGUAGCCGCCAUGAGCCCUCGCAGGUUGGUAGGAGUUCACGUCCCUGGCGACGACGUCGGGAAAUUCGCAACACGAGCAAACUUUGCUUCUUUUGAUACGAGAUGCGGCAUGAGCACGGUAUCAUAUAUACCCCAG